AACGAAGAAGAAGACCGGAAGUGACUGAUAGUUUCCGGGGCGCGCAGUUCGUCCAUCGACGUGUUUUCACUUCAACUUUAAUUUAUCCUGAAAAUCAAACAAACAAAGAAACAACAGAGUCCAACAUGUACGACCAGGACGAAGAUAAUCAGUACGACGAGGACGAAGAUGAAAUCACUCCUGAUUUGUGGCAGGAAGCCUGUUGGAUCGUCAUCAGCUCUUAUUUUGACGAGAAAGGUCUGGUGCGUCAGCAGCUGGACUCCUUCGAUGAGUUCAUCCAGAUGUCUGUCCAGAGGAUCGUGGAGGACGCUCCGCCCAUCGACCUGCAGGCUGAAGCCCAGCACACCUCCGGAGAGGUGGAGGAGCCGCCUCGUUACCUGCUGAAGUUUGAGCAGAUCUACCUGUCGAAGCCGACACACUGGGAGAGAGACGGAGCGCCGUCCCCCAUGAUGCCCAACGAGGCCCGACUACGAAACCUCACGUACUCUGCCCCUCUGUACGUGGACAUCACAAAGACGAUCAUUAAGGAAGGGGAGGACCAGCUGCAGACGCAGCACCAGAAGACGUUCAUCGGUAAGAUCCCCAUCAUGCUGCGCUCCACCUACUGCCUGCUGAGCGGCCUGACGGACAGAGACCUCUGUGAGCUCAACGAGUGUCCUCUGGACCCCGGAGGCUACUUCAUCAUCAACGGCUCCGAGAAGGUGCUGAUAGCUCAGGAGAAGAUGGCCACCAACACGGUGUACGUGUUUGCUAAGAAGGACUCUAAGUACGCGUACACCGGAGAGUGCCGGUCGUGUCUGGAGAACUCGUCCCGUCCCACCAGCACCAUCUGGGUCAGCAUGAUGGCCAGAGGAGGCCAGGGCGUGAAGAAGAGCGCCAUCGGCCAGAGGAUCGUCUCCACGCUGCCCUACAUCAGACAGGAAGUCCCCAUCAUCAUCGUGUUCCGGGCGCUGGGCUUCGUGUCGGACCGAGACAUCCUGGAACACAUCAUCUACGACUUCGACGACCCCGAGAUGAUGGAGAUGGUGAAGCCGUCUCUGGACGAAGCAUUCGUGAUCCAGGAGCAGAACGUGGCGCUGAACUUCAUCGGCUCCAGAGGAGCGAAACCCGGCGUGACGAAGGAACGAAGGAUCAAAUACGCCAAAGAAGUCCUGCAGAAAGAAAUGCUGCCGCACGUCGGAGUCAGCGACUUCUGUGAGACCAAGAAGGCCUACUUCCUGGGGUACAUGGUCCACAGGUUGCUCCUGGCGGCUCUGGGCAGACGAGAGCUGGACGACAGAGAUCACUACGGCAACAAGAGGCUGGACCUGGCUGGACCCCUGCUGGCCUUCCUGUUCAGAGGGAUGUUUAAGAACCUGCUGAAGGAGAUCAGGAUUUAUGCUCAGAAGUUCAUCGACCGAGGGAAAGACUUUAAUCUGGAGCUGGCCAUCAAGACCCGGAUCAUCUCCGACGGCCUCAAGUACUCUCUGGCCACCGGCAACUGGGGGGACGUCAAGAAGGCCCACCAGGCCAGAGCAGGGGUCUCCCAGGUGUUGAACCGUCUCACCUUCGCGUCGACUCUGUCUCACCUGCGUAGAGUCAACUCUCCCAUCGGCAGAGACGGAAAACUGGCAAAACCCCGACAGCUGCACAACACGCUGUGGGGGAUGGUGUGCCCUGCUGAGACACCUGAGGGUCAUGCUGUGGGUCUGGUGAAGAACCUGGCCCUGAUGGCCUACAUCUCUGUGGGUUCUCAGCCGUCCCCCAUCCUGGAGUUCCUGGAGGAGUGGAGCAUGGAGAACCUGGAGGAGAUCUCUCCUGCUGCCAUCGCAGAUGCCACCAAGAUCUUUGUGAACGGCUGCUGGGUCGGAAUCCACAAAGAUCCUGAACAGCUGAUGAACACGCUGAGGAAACUCCGCAGACAGAUGGACAUCAUCGUGUCCGAGGUGUCGAUGAUCAGAGACAUCAGAGAACGAGAGAUCAGAAUCUACACGGACGCCGGGCGGAUCUGCCGACCGCUGCUCAUCGUCGAGAAACAGAAACUGCUGCUGAAGAGACGACACAUCGACCAGCUGAAGGAGCGAGAGUACAACAACUACAGCUGGCAGGACUUGGUGGCGAGCGGCGUGGUGGAGUACAUCGACACGCUGGAGGAGGAGACGGUGAUGCUCGCCAUGACACCUGAUGACCUGCAGGAGAAGGGCGUGGCCUACUGCUCCACAUACACACACUGUGAGAUCCACCCGUCCAUGAUCCUCGGAGUCUGUGCCUCCAUCAUCCCCUUCCCCGACCACAACCAGUCUCCCAGGAACACGUACCAGUCGGCCAUGGGGAAACAGGCCAUGGGCGUCUACAUCACCAACUUCCACGUCCGGAUGGACACGCUGGCUCACGUGUUGUACUACCCUCAGAAACCGCUGGUCACCACCCGCUCCAUGGAGUACCUGCGCUUCAGAGAGCUGCCUGCAGGUAUCAACUCCAUCGUGGCCAUCGCCUCGUACACCGGAUACAACCAGGAGGACUCUGUGAUCAUGAACAGGUCGGCCGUUGAUCGAGGCUUCUUCAGGUCUGUUUUCUAUCGAUCCUACAAGGAGCAGGAGUCAAAGAAAGGAUUCGAUCAGGAGGAGAUCUUUGAGAAGCCGACACGGGAAACCUGUCAGGGUAUGAGACACGCCAUCUAUGACAAGCUGGACGAUGACGGGCUCAUCGCGCCUGGCGUCCGUGUGUCCGGCGAGGACGUGAUCAUUGGGAAGACGGUGACGUUGCCGGAGAACGACGACGAGCUGGACAGCACCAACCGGCGCUACACCAAGAGAGACUGCAGCACCUUCUUGAGGACCAGCGAGACCGGCAUCGUGGACCAGGUGAUGGUCACCCUGAACCAGGAGGGCUACAAGUUCUGCAAGAUCAGGGUUCGUUCCGUCCGGAUUCCUCAGAUUGGAGACAAGUUCGCCAGCCGACACGGACAGAAAGGAACCUGCGGGAUCCAGUACAGACAGGAGGAUAUGCCGUUCACCUGUGAAGGAAUCACACCUGACAUCAUCAUCAACCCUCACGCCAUCCCGUCCAGAAUGACAGUCGGCCAUCUGAUCGAGUGUCUGCAGGGCAAGGUGUCGGCUAAUAAAGGAGAGAUCGGGGACGCCACGCCGUUUAACGACGCGGUCAACGUGCAGAAAGUGUCCAACCUGCUGUCUGAGUACGGAUACCACCUGAGAGGAAACGAGGUUCUCUACAACGGCUUCACGGGGAGGAAGCUGACGUCUCAGAUCUUCAUCGGUCCCACUUACUACCAACGUCUGAAGCACAUGGUGGACGACAAGAUCCACUCCAGAGCCCGAGGCCCGGUCCAGAUCCUCAACAGGCAGCCCAUGGAGGGCCGCUCACGUGAUGGUGGUCUGCGGUUCGGGGAGAUGGAGCGUGACUGUCAGAUCGCUCACGGAGCCGCUCAGUUCCUCAGAGAACGUCUGUUCGAGGCGUCUGAUCCGUAUCAGGUUCACGUUUGUAACCUCUGUGGACUGAUGGCCAUCGCCAACACACGCACACACACCUACGAGUGUCGAGGCUGCCGCAACAAGACUCAGAUCUCUCUGGUGCGGAUGCCGUACGCCUGUAAACUUUUGUUUCAGGAGUUGAUGUCGAUGAGCAUCGCUCCACGUAUGAUGACGUCAUAGAGCGGCUCGGCCAAUCACACGUCUCCCUGUGGACUGAUGACGUCAUAGAGCCGAUCGGCCAAUCACACGCCUCCCUGUGGACUGAUGACAUCAGCGACAGGAAGUCAAUGUAGAAGUUUUUAAGUUUUGUUUUGUUUUGUACGUGUAGAAUAAAUAAAGUUUCGUCUUGGUCA
Messenger RNA from Centropristis striata (black sea bass), 3823 nucleotides. It is a transcript of the gene polr2b, whose product is annotated as RNA polymerase II subunit B. Lineage: Eukaryota; Metazoa; Chordata; Actinopteri; Perciformes; Serranidae. The record is from RefSeq and is a predicted model, not a curated record. Gene Ontology annotation, cellular component: RNA polymerase II, core complex. Gene Ontology annotation, molecular function: ribonucleoside binding; DNA-directed RNA polymerase activity; DNA binding. The transcript has 26 exons. Gene Ontology annotation, biological process: DNA-templated transcription. Bases 126 to 3650 code for a protein of 1174 amino acids.